AUGUUAUCAUCACCAUUAUGUACUAUCCAUCAACAAGGCAUUGGCCAAUUAGAACAUGUACAAAUAACAUCUUAUUCAUUAAAUAUUCGAUUUAAAAAUAUAUUUUCUAAUUUACAAUGUUCAUCCAUUUAUAUACAUGCAUUCAUAACAGAUACACAUACAAAUCAACUUGAACGAACAAUUCAAAAUAUUCAAACAAAUACUAUUUCUAUUAAUCAUUUACUUCCCAAUCAUAAUUAUUCAUUAACUAUAAAAAUUUCUGAUGAAACAUAUGUGCGUAUUUUACCUACCCAUAUUUUCCAAACACUUGAAUCAUCGAAUCAAAAUACUCUAACUUUAUCCAAUGAUGAUCUAUUAACAAUUGAACAAAUUGAAUCUUUUAUUUUUCCCGAUACACAUCUUUAUAUUGUUACAUUACCAAAUCAUAUUCGUCGUUCAACUAUUCUCGGAAAUAUUACACUUUCAUAUAAAAUUAAUGAAAAACAAUAUAAAUAUCAUCAUAUUGUCAAAUCAUUAGAUAAUAAUGUUAUCUCUCGUAUUGGUAGAAUGACAAUAAAAACAAUUGUAUUUUCUAUUGAAUUACCAUAUGAAAAUAAUACAUCUAUUGAAUAUUCAAGUAUAAUUCAAUUAUUUUAUUUAAAUGACCAACGACAAUCAGUUAUUGAUCAUCCAGUUCGUAUAAAAUAUCCUCAGCCAAUUACAGUUGAAUUUUUAUCAUUAUCAACUCGUUCAAUACGUGUAUCUAUACGUCAUUUAUGUUUAUCUUAUAUUGAAGUUAAAGCACUUGUUUAUCAUAAUUCAAAAUUUAUUUCUCGUAGUCAAUGUGAUAUAAGUAAAAAAGAUAUUUCAUUUGCUGAUAUAACUAAUGGAGAAUGUUCAGUUAUAUUUGAUAAACUUCAACCAGAAGAAAAUUAUACAUUAUCAAUACGUGCUACAUGUCCAAUUACAACAUCAUCAUCAUUAUCAUUCGUUUUUUAUGAUCGACCACGAAAUUUUUCAUUUCAAACAACAGGUGGUUUACCAGAUAAUAUUCCAUUAGUUUUAUCAUUUUAUAAUAAUAAUAAAACAUUAUCAUGGACAAAUCCAUUGACGAAUAUAUUUUAUCUUGGUCCGGAUUAUUAUUAUGAAUUAUUUGCAAAACUAAGUGACAAUUGGACAUUAGUCUAUCGUGGUAAUAAUACUCGAUAUCAAUUAAAACCAAAAUUGGUUGAAAAAACUAAUCUGACAUUUCGACUUUAUGUUGGUAAUCGAUAUGGACGACAAGAAAAUAAUUAUUCACAAUUGGAUAUUAAUAUUGAUCCUAUUUAUUAUUCAAAUUCAAAUAAUCAAGUAGUGAUUAUUACAAUUUUAAUUUCAUUUUUAUUUCUUAUUGUUUUUGGUUUUCUAUUUUUUGGAUGUUAUUUACGUAGUAAAAAAAUUUAUGGAAAAUUAAAAAAAAAAUAUAGUCAAAAUGGUAAUAUAUCUGAUAAAGAAUUAGAUCAUUUACGAUCAUUAACAUAUUGUAAUGCAUUAAAAGAUAAUAUACUUUAUACCUGGAACCAUACACCCACUAAUGUUGAUAUAAAUAAAUUACCUAAAAUACAACGAACUAUGAUUAAACUUGAACGUUUAAUUGGCAAAGGAGCUUUCGGUGAGGUCUAUGCUGGAACAAUGACAAAUAAUCAAUCAGUAGCAAUCAAAACAUUACCUAGCUCAGCAUCUCAAUCACAACGUACUGAUUUUCUUAAAGAAGCUAUUAUAAUGAAUCAAUUUAAUCAUAAACAUAUAAUACAUUUAUUAGGUGUUUGUUUUCAUAAUGAUUAUCAACCACAAUUUCUUAUUAUUGAAUUAAUGGAGCAAGGUGAUUUACAAAAUUAUUUAAGACGUUCAAGACCAGCAAAAGAUAAUAAUAAUGAAUGUGAAUUAUCAUAUGACGACUGUCUUGAUAUAGCAAGACAAAUAGCUGCUGGUGCUUGUUAUCUUGAACAACAUUCAUACGUUCAUAGAGAUUUAGCUGCUCGAAAUUGUCUUGUGUCAUCAACGAAUAUUGAUCAUGAAAAAAUUCUUGUUAAAAUUGGCGAUUUUGGUUUAGCUAGAAUGUUAAGCCAACAGGAUUAUUAUAGGAAAACAGGUGAAGCUCUUCUACCUGUACGAUGGAUGGCACCAGAAUCAUUACUUGAUGCAAUCUUUACUUCAAAUUCAGAUAUUUGGUCAUUUGGAAUUGUUCUAUGGGAAAUUAUAACAUUAGGUCAAGUACCAUAUUCACCAUUGAAUAAUCAACAAGUUAUUUCAUUAAUUACAACAACACGAGGAACUUUAGAAAAACCAAUACAAUGUACACAUGUUUUAUAUGAACUAAUGUUAUCAUGUUGGCGAUACAUACCUGAAAAUCGAAUAAAUUUUUAUGAUCUUCAUUCUCGUCUAAAUGAAAUAUUAAUGGAUAAAAAUAAAGAACAACCAGUAAUAUGGUUUUCUAAUGAAGAAUCAUCACACACGGCUCGUAAUGUUCUCGAUUGUGUAUUAAGUCAUAUUGAACCACCGACAUCAAUAUCAUUUGAAGGGUCAGAUAUUGGUGAAUGUCGUUCAUCAACAUCAGGAUGUUUUUCAUCAAUGACAGAAAGUACUUCACCAACACAUCACAAUCAUCAUCAACGUCAUCAUCAUCCAAAUGGAAGUGUUCCAUCUUAUCAAUUACGCUUAAUUGAUGAUACAACAAGUAAUGAUUUUGUUGAUGAUGAUAUUCACAGUGACAUUAUUCUACGAUCUUUCUAA
Messenger RNA from Rotaria sp. Silwood2, 2751 nucleotides. The record is from the annotation of a GenBank genome assembly. NCBI's taxonomy places the organism in Eukaryota, Metazoa, Rotifera, Eurotatoria, Philodinida, Philodinidae.